GCUUCAUGUGGGACGCUUCAUGUUGGCAUCCAGAGUACAUGUCCCAGAUAUGUCCAGUCCCACCUUCUGGUCCUAGUGCAGAGGAGCAGCCGACAGAUGACAGUAGCUAUCCUCCUUCGAUACUGAGGAAAAGGCCACCUGUGGACCAAGCUGUGGGGGAAAAGCGGAAAGUAGAGAGAAGGGUUCGAUUUCGUGAGCCAGAAGUCACUGAACAUGCCAUUUCCUGCUGUGACUACGUGGUGGUAGAUGACAGGUCAUCAUCUGGAUUGCCUGUGCUCCUGUGGAUCUCAUUUUGUGCAGUGCUGAUCCUUGCUGUGAGUCUCUACUACACCAGCAUGAAGCAAGAUGUCAAAGUCCUGGAGGAAUUUCAAUCCCGGCUUGUUAUCUUCUUUCUUCAUAUAAGACACGUUGCUCAGAGAUGUUGGACUUGGUUUGUGAGGCAGUAGCAGUGUCCUCCAGCCUGACACUGCUAAGCAGCAUGA
Messenger RNA from Myiozetetes cayanensis, 482 nucleotides. It is a transcript of the gene CUNH14orf180, whose product is annotated as chromosome unknown C14orf180 homolog. The transcript is spliced from 4 exons. The coding region runs from base 6 to 446 and encodes 146 amino acids. The record is from RefSeq and is a predicted model, not a curated record. NCBI's taxonomy places the organism in Eukaryota, Metazoa, Chordata, Aves, Passeriformes, Tyrannidae.